GGAGAAGUUAUUGCAUGUGUUGGAUGCCAAUUGGCAUAGCCGUAAUAAUGCAUAGUUUCUGGGCAAGUGUUUUGGACAAAUACUGCAACAAGUCGUUUUCAAAGUCAACCUUUUAGUCGUUGUUUGAUUGUUCUCUUCCCUUUGUUAAAUAGACAGCACUAGUAGUGUACAAGUUUGAAAAUUAGCAAAAGGGUUGUGAUUAAUCAGGAAAAGGAUUUUGCUUUCGCAAAGAAGAAGGGCCUCGAAUGAUGGCUCAGGCUGUAGUGAGCUUCAUAGUGCAAAGUCUUGGUGAUUUGCUGAUUCGAGAAGCAGUAUUCCUAUAUGGGGUGGAAGACCAAGUGUUGCAGCUGCAAACUGAAUUGAGGAUGAUGCGGUCUUACUUGCAAGAUGCAGACAGAAGGCAAGAUGAAAACGAAAGCCUAAGGAGUUGGAUUUCAGAAAUCAGAGAAGCAGCUUAUGAUUCUGAUGAUGUCAUUGAGUCAUAUGCCCUCAGAGAGGCCUCAAGAAGAAAUUUGCCAGGUGUGUGGAACCUAAUCAAAAGGUAUGCUUCAAUCAUCAACCGGUUUAUAGAAAUCCACAUGGUGGGAUCUCGUGUUGAUAAUGUCAAAGCCAGGAUUUCUAGCCUCACAAGGAGUCUUAAAACCUAUGGCAUAAAACCUGAGAAAGAAGAGCCCUCAAAUUCUAUGCAUGGGAGACAGAUUUUGAGGAGGUCUUAUUCACAUGUCAUUGAAGAGGACAUAAUUGGUGUUGACGAUGAUGUCAAGAAGUUGGAGUCAUAUUUGGUGGAUCCCAGCAAAAGAGUGGUGGCCAUUUGUGGGAUGGGAGGAUUGGGGAAGACAACAUUGGCAAAGAAGGUGUACCAUAGUGUUGAUGUGAGGAACAGUUUUAAGAGCUGGGCUUGGGCUUACAUAUCACAGCACUGCCAAGCAAGGGAUGUGUGGAUAGGAAUUUUAUUUAGGCUGAUCUCUCCUUCACAGGAGCAAAGACAGGAAAUUGACAAUAUGAGAGAUGAAGAGCUUGCAAAGAUGCUUUACCAAGUUCAAAUGGAGAAGAGUUGCUUAGUGGUCCUUGAUGAUAUUUGGAAUGCAGAAACAUGGAACAAACUGAAGCCUGCCUUCCCUCAUGGAACAUCAGUAUCAGCAGUUGGUAGCAAAAUAUUGCUAACUUCUCGAAACAUUGAUGUUGCAUUCCAAAUGGACCCUAGUUGUUAUCUUCACACACCAAAAUGUUUGAAUGAAGUUGAUAGCUGGGAGUUGUUCCAAAAGAAGUCAUUUCUUAAAAUUGAUGAUCCAGACUACAGAGAGAAGGAGAAAUUGGGAAGGGAAAUGGUUGGAAGAUGUGGAGGUUUACCAUUGGCCAUCAUUGUUCUUGGAGGACUGUUAGCAUCAAAGCCUACAUUCUAUGAAUGGAACACUGUGUGCCAGAACAUCAACUCAUAUUUGAGGAGAGCAAACGGCCAAGAACAAUGCUUAGGAGAGGUGUUGGCUUUGAGCUAUUACGAAUUACCAUACCUGUUGAAGCCAUGUUUCCUACACUUGGCUCAUUUCCCAGAAAACUUAGAGAUACCAACAAAGAAACUAAUUAGAAUAUGGGUGGCAGAGGGUAUUAUAUCUUUGGCUCACAGUGAAGGAGAAGGUGAAGAAGCUCUUGAGGAUGUGGCACAACGUUACCUGACUGAGCUAGUGGAGAGGUGCAUGAUUCAAGUAGUUGAAAAGAGUUCAUCAGGAAGAAUUAGAAGUUGCCAGAUGCACAACCUCAUGAGGGAACUUUGUGUUGACAGGGCAUAUUUGGAAAACUUUCUUCUGGAGAUCAAUUCCCGGAAUGUAGAUGAAUCUAGAGGGACAUCAAGAGCAAGGUCAGUGGGAAAAGUUCGCAGGAUUGCCUUGUUUUUGGAUCAAGAUGUUGAUAGGUUCUUCCUUUCACAACUGAAAAGCCACCACCAUUUAAGGUCUCUUCUUUGCUUCCAUGAAAAGACAGCUAGAAUCAGUGAAUGGGGCUUGAUGAAGUCAUUUUUCGAAAAAUGUAGGUUACUCAGAGUCCUGAACUUGGAAGGAAUGCAGGGUCUGGGAGGAAAGUUGCCAAAAGAAAUUGGCUAUUUGAUCCACCUAAGGUUUCUCAGUCUGAGAAAUACCAAAAUUGAUGAGUUGCCAACAUCAAUAGGUAAUUUAAAAUGCUUGAUGACCCUGGAUCUUCUAACGGGGAAUUCAACUGUGCAAAUACCAAAUGUCAUAGGUAACAUGCAAAAAAUGAGACAUUUAUAUCUGCCAGAGUCUUGUGGUAAUGGCAUUGAAAGGUGGCAACUGGACAACCUGAAAAACUUGCAGACGCUGAUUAACUUCCCUGCAGAAAAGUGUCAUGUAACAGAUCUCAUGAAAUUAACCAAUUUGAGAAAAUUAGUGAUUGAUGAUCCUAACUUUGGAGGUAUCUUUAGGUAUCCUGAUGUGCAAUUUAGGCACCUAGAGUCAUUGUUUUUUGUUAGUUAUGAAGAUAUAUCAGUUGUCGAUGUUGCAUUAGGAUGUCCCAAUCUUUACAAACUUCACAUAGAAGGACCUAUAAAGAAUUUUCCUGAACCCCACCAACUUUCUUCCAAGCUUCUGAAGCUAAAGUUGACGGGUUCUGGACUUCUUGCAGAUCCAAUGCCAACAUUAGAAAAGCUUCCAAAUUUAAGGUUGCUUGAGCUACAACUUGAUUCAUUUGUAGGCAAGCAACUGCAUUGUUCCAGCAAAGGCUUUGCUCAACUCAAGUCUCUGGUUAUCCAUGAUUUGUUCAAUCUUGAGGAGUGGAGGUUGGAUAAAGGAGCCAUGCCUUGUCUUAGAGAACUUAAGAUUGAAAAUUGCACCAAGCUUGAGAAGGUUCCAGAUGGGCUCAGAUUUCUUACCACUCUUCAGCAUCUGGAGAUCAGAUCAAUGUUUGCAGCAUUCAGAACCAAACUUGAAAAAGGAGGAGAGGAUCACUACAAAAUCCAACAUGUGUCAGCUGUGGUUUUUUGUUACUGUGACUAUUAGGUUGACAUUUCAAUUCUGUAACUCCGUGAUGGUGUCUGGAUUAAUUAGUUCAUUCAUAUAGCAUUGAUUAUGUUAAUCAUUC
Molecule: messenger RNA, 3087 nt
Organism: Vigna radiata var. radiata (mung bean)
Lineage: Eukaryota; Viridiplantae; Streptophyta; Magnoliopsida; Fabales; Fabaceae
Product: putative disease resistance protein At1g50180
Exons: 2
Coding region: 246-3005 (919 amino acids)
Biological process (GO): defense response to other organism
Molecular function (GO): ADP binding
Source: RefSeq, a predicted model, not a curated record